AUGCAAUAUCAGGGCCCUGAUGCCCAAGGCGAUCGGGGCCUCGACGAGGACGCCAAAAUCCUCGGAAGCUCUGCUCAAACAAUCCGCCAGGGAAACCAACCCCUGUCCCUACUGCUCUCUCCUCCACUUACUUCACCACUGAUACCUUUGGGAGGAACAAUCGAUUCCACCCCUCCACUCACUCCACUCCGCCAAUACAGCUCAUCCCAACCACUGGGUCCGCGUUUCACUAGCACAAAUGUAUCACAUCCUGCUUAUGACCCAAACCGGGGGGCACAGCUCAGGAGUGCCGCUGACCGUGCAAAUCCGUACCGGGGUAGACUGGAACAAGCUGAUCAUGCACGAGGGCAAGAACGGGCUCGUAGUAGAAGUCCUCGCCGCCCCAUUCAACCCUCUGGCAUUUCUGUAUCCCGGGAACUACCCAAAGCUCCAUUUAUGGGAUUCAAUCAAUAUCCUCGUGAGAUGUAUGUUCCACCCGGAAUCAAUGACCUGAUGCCUCACAAUCUGCCUAGCUCCUCCCCGACACAAUCUCCAAUCAACACGAAGCGUGGUCAUGGCCGUGCUCCUACUAUGGACCAUCCAUGGGACUCUGCUGGGGAGAUUUACACCCUCAAUGACGGGGACUUGUAUGGAUACCCACACGAUCAACAGCAGCAAGUGCAGGGGGAUGACCUGAGACCUCUAGGGAAUCAGCCCAACAAGCAAGAAGAGGAUACCAACGACAACGAUGAGGAGCAUUUGUGUGAAUUUGCUGCCCCAUGCCGAAUGCAUCCCUCGCCCGAUGGAAUGCACUAUCGAAAGGUUGUGUCGCAUGUGUUUGGCAGAAACAAGGCCGUUACCAAGCUAUUCCCACUCGGCGUCUGGGUCCAUUAUUGCCGAAAGCACUACCAACGUGCCCGCUAUCGUGCAGACCAAUGGCCGUUCACGCAGUGUGAUCUCCUGUUAGAAUCUCUGAGCCGAAUGGAGAACUGGGAUGGAGUGGAUAGUUUCGAACUCAUCCUCCGCCGACGAGAGCAAAUGCGUGUUGGGCGUGAGACCGAGGGCCAAGCUACCACCGAGACCCCCAAUCCAAACGAAUCUACUACUCCUGCGGGCAAGGCCCAGGACCAAGAGCACAAGAUUUCGGGUGUCGUUACCCGGUCUCCGGGCCGUAAGCAUCCAACUGCCAUCAUCGCCCCCGUCCCAGAUUGGCUGCGCCAACAUGUUGGUCACGGUAAGACAUUCCAGGAGAUCCGCCAGAUUAUCGAAAUGGUGCGUGGCCACAUGGUGAGGCUCCGAAAUCUGGAAAGAGCGAAACAACAGCUCAGUCAUAUUCCCAAUUCUCCAAGUGCGUCAGGAAGCUCUCGUCGAGGUGCACUUUCGAACGGCCGAAAGGGACGUAUCGCCAAACCUGCCAACCGGGAACCCCUACGUCUACGUGCUAGCACUAUUCGUUUCCCCGAUGUUGAAAUCCUCCCCCAUUUCAAGCCAUGGGUAAAGCAGGCUGCUCUACGCCAGCGAUCUGCCACUACCUGUCCCGCCAACGAAGGGGAUGACAACGACUAUGAAGCACAGCAGAGACUUUCGGGGAGGGGACAUAUCAUUGGAGAAAUUCCGGAUACUCAUGGUACCAACGCUCAGGCCGAAUCGAGUCAGCCGACAAAUGGCAACGUCCAAACUAACAACACCACCCACUGUGACGGAAGUUCCGAGUACGUUUCUACAACAGAGAUGAAUGGAGUCAAUCUCUCUCAGAUUCAAGCUCACAUCGGCAGGGCUGGGACCAACCGUGGUCAGUCUGAGAGCCAGCGGCGACGCAGUGAACGGGUCUACCUUAAGGCCAUAGACCGUGUCCCUGGCCAGGGUUCUACCAAGAAGUCCGGCAAGGAUGGUGAGCAAUAG
Molecule: messenger RNA, 1881 nt
Organism: Penicillium robsamsonii
Lineage: Eukaryota; Fungi; Ascomycota; Eurotiomycetes; Eurotiales; Aspergillaceae
Product: putative pathogenicity factor
Exons: 2
Coding region: 1-1881 (626 amino acids)
Source: RefSeq, a predicted model, not a curated record